GGGCGGACGGCAGUGCCGGGGACGGGGAGAGUUUGCUGCCGGUCAGUGAGGCGGGCCGCGCGGCUGAAUGCUGCGUUCAAAGACACGACGCGUUUGGAAUGAGGAGGCGCGCAAGGAAAGGACAAACCUUUCAGGAUGCGCUGGUUUUUGAUACCAAGUUUAGGCCUGCUUGUUUGUUUUCACAAUUAUCUAGCUGCAGCCAGGACUCAGAUAUAUGAUGAAUCCUACUAUGAGUAUGUGCCUGACCGCCUGCAGUGGAGUGCUGCUGGGGAUCUGUGUAACCAGCGCUUUGGAGCUUUAGCGACUGUCUCCACACCAUCGGAGAACCAAGAGCUAACCAGCUUCUUGAAGUCGCUGAACAUCUCUCAGCCGGUGUGGAUUGCUGGGAUUGCUCGGAAAGCUGUGAUACAUGUGACAAGUGCCUCCCAGACGCUCGUUUUGGAUUUUGCUGGGCAUUCACACACCAAGCAUGCAUGUCUCCUGAAAAAGUUCCCCUCGAUGGGUUCAGUGACCGUUUGCACCCAACUGCGCUUCGAUCUAAACAGCUCUGGGUUUUCCACAGUCUUCUCCUAUUCCAUCAAGUCAUUUAUUAAUGAAUUCCAGCUGCGUGCAAACCUCACUCGGGGAAAGCGUGUGCAGCUCACUCUGCUGGUCCAUGGCAUUCACGGACCCUACCAAGAAGCCUUUGACCAUGACGACGCCUGGCAUUCUGUGUGCGUGUCUUGGAGCCAGAACGGUGGACGCUGGGAACUAUUUGCCGAUGGAGUACAAAUACUUCAGAGGAUCGUUUAA
Molecule: messenger RNA, 792 nt
Organism: Salarias fasciatus (jewelled blenny)
Lineage: Eukaryota; Metazoa; Chordata; Actinopteri; Blenniiformes; Blenniidae
Product: adhesion G-protein coupled receptor D2-like
Exons: 6
Coding region: 136-792 (218 amino acids)
Source: RefSeq, a predicted model, not a curated record